This is a messenger RNA of Pseudomassariella vexata, 960 nucleotides long. Its product is annotated as acetyltransferase. The coding region runs from base 285 to 836 and encodes 183 amino acids. Gene Ontology annotation, biological process: protein acetylation. The record is from RefSeq and is a predicted model, not a curated record. Gene Ontology annotation, molecular function: N-acetyltransferase activity. The transcript has 2 exons. Lineage: Eukaryota; Fungi; Ascomycota; Sordariomycetes; Amphisphaeriales; Pseudomassariaceae.
GAAAGCGGCAGGUUGAGGGGCAGGUUGAGGGGCGGGUUGGGGAGCGGGUUGGAGAGCGAGCGGGCCUGCAUGACACUAUCACGAUAGUGCAUUUCUGCCAGGAGUAACCCCGCCAACCCACACCAAGUCAUGAGAAUUGCGUUUGACUUGCUUACGCAUAAAAUGGUUCCGAUCUGGCACAAGACUUCGGCGGCAUUCUUCCGACAACCCCAGAAAGGCUUGAGGUCAAUGAGAGGACACAAACCCGCUGCUCCAGUAUACCGCUUCUUUAUACCGACGACGCAAUGGCACCGGCUGCGUGCACUGUUCGACACGCACGUCAAGAAGAUGUACCAACCAUGCUCGCUCUUAUUCGCGAGCUAGCAGACUACGAGCAUGAGAUCGACUCAGUUGAGACGACAGAAGUCCAUCUUCUCGCCACGGUGGCUUUCGCUCCCGCAGGCGUCGAGUCUACCUCCACAAGCCCCAACACGGAACCUACAUCGCCCACUAAGCCUGCCCGAUGCCUCUUACUCUUUAACGAAAGCAAAGAACCAGCGGGUAUGGCGUUGUACUUCUACAACUAUAGCACGUGGCGGGCAAAGGCAGGCAUCUACUUGGAAGAUUUGUACGUCAAGUUGAGCCAGCGGAAGAAGGGUUACGGCAAGAGACUGCUCGUUGAGCUCGCAAAGGAGGUCGUGGCUAUGGAUGGUGGUCGAUUAGAGUGGAGUGUGCUCAAGUGGAACAAGCCCUCGAUUGAUUUUUACGAGUCGAUAGGUGCCCAGACCAUGAGUGAGUGGGUGGGCAUGCGAGUAGAUCGUGAUGGGCUAACCAAAUUGGCUGGUUUGUUGGACUGAGUAUGGUAAUCCGGGGAUCUGAGUAACUGUGAGAAAAGCCAAGAUUUCAAACCAUAUAUGCUCCCAGACCACAUUGUGAAUCACCUGAGAGUUUGCACUGUCUACCUCGUGUAGUCUCAAUAUA